GUCAUCGGGUAGCGACACAUUUAUGGUUGCCGUGUGCCCCGUAUCCGCCAUCAUGAAAGCCGCGGCGUUGGUGGAAGAGCGAAAGGCGCCGAUGGAGGGAGGAUCGCAGGACGAGGCAGAGGGGAAUGCAGAUGCGGCGGAGGAGCAGGAGGAGCCCGAGGAAGCGGACUGCGACGGCAGCAGCAAGAAGAAAAAGAGGGUAGUGCCGGGUAUUGUUUACCUGGGACACGUCCCGCCGCGAUUCCGGCCCUUGCACGUUCGCAACCUGCUCAGCGCCUACGGUGAGGUGGGACGCGUUUUCUUCCAGGCAGAAGACCGCUUUGUGAGACGCAAAAAGAAGGCAGCAGCGGCUGCAGGAGGGAAGAAGGCAGCUAAAUACAGCAAGGACUAUACAGAAGGCUGGGUGGAAUUCCGUGACAAGCGCAUAGCCAAGCGAGUGGCAGCCAGUCUACAUAACACGCCCAUGGGUGCCCGCAGGCGCAGCCCCUUCCGUUACGACCUGUGGAACCUCAAGUAUUUGCAUCGUUUUACUUGGUCGCAUCUCAGUGAACACCUUGCCUUUGAGCGCCAGGUACGGAGACAGCGCCUAAGAGCAGAGGUCGCCCAAGCAAAGCGAGAGACUGACUUCUAUCUUCAAAGUGUCGAACGGGGAAAACGCUUCCUUGCAGCGGAUGGGGAUGCUACUCGCCCGAAUAGCUCCUGGACAUUUGCUCAGCGUCCCACUGAGCAGGAGCUGAGGGCCCGGAAGACAGCACGGCCAGGAGGGCGGGAACGCGCUCGACUGGCAGACGCCCAGGACCAGGCCCGAUCCAACAAAGGGCUCCUGGCCAAGAUCUUUGGAGCCCCUCCACCUGCAGAGAGCAAAGAAGAACCAUAGCCAGCAAGGGACUCCUGGUGGAAAAAGAAGCCACUUGUACCUACCAGCCCUGCUCUCUGCUGGUCUGUCCCCCGCAGAGUGUAACCCACAGCCCAGGAAGAUACUUUCUCUCUAUUCCGCAGACCAAGAGUCUGGUAAAAAGACUUUUUUGUAGGCCUCUUUUACCUACCCUGAUCAAAUCCUGUAAGUGCCCAGUUGAGAGCUUACUUUGCAGGUUGAUUACUCCUGGAAGUACCUGUUUUCUUUUGUUGGACAUUUGGUUGCCUGCCUCUUUCUCAGUGGGCUCCUAACAAUUUCUGGCUUGAAAAGUGUGGAUUUGCCUUCCACUAGCGUAGCCAUGACAAGCCCAUGUGAUCUGUGGUAGGCGGCAGAAUUAACAGGAAUUGGCUUAGUGGCUCAAUUUGAAGUUUUUGUUUGAAAAUAAAAAAUAAU
Molecule: messenger RNA, 1309 nt
Organism: Microtus ochrogaster (prairie vole)
Lineage: Eukaryota; Metazoa; Chordata; Mammalia; Rodentia; Cricetidae
Gene: Abt1
Product: activator of basal transcription 1
Biological process (GO): small-subunit processome assembly; endonucleolytic cleavage in 5'-ETS of tricistronic rRNA transcript (SSU-rRNA, 5.8S rRNA, LSU-rRNA); endonucleolytic cleavage to generate mature 5'-end of SSU-rRNA from (SSU-rRNA, 5.8S rRNA, LSU-rRNA)
Cellular component (GO): nucleolus
Molecular function (GO): RNA binding
Source: RefSeq, a predicted model, not a curated record